AUGGCCCUCUCAGACUUCUACGUUUCUAAUUCUCACUACAAGAGUAAGCUGGUCUUGAACACUCGAGAUUCAAAGAAUACUGUGGUUGGGGCAGCUGCUGCAGACAUAGCUGUUGAUCUGAUCAAGAAAUCACAAGUGCAAGCUAUCCUCGGGCCUGUGACAUCGAAGCAAACUAACUUUAUUAUUAAUCUUGGAGAUGAAGCUCGUGUGGCCAUAAUAUCAUUUUCUGCCACAAGCCCUGCUCUCAUUUCUCGCGGGAGUUCUUACUUUUUCCAAUUUUCAGAAAAUGACUCCUGCCAAGUGAGAGCAAUAAGUGCUCUUGUUAAAGAGUUUGGAUGGAGACGAGUGGUGCCCAUUCUGGUAGACAAUGAGUUUGCGGAGGGAGUCAUGUCGUCUCUAGCUGAUGCCCUGCAAAAAAUUGAUGCUGGAAUUCCCCACCGGAGCUUCAUCAGAGCAUCAGCCACCGAUGAUCAAAUUGUCGAAGAGUUGAACAAGUUAAUGAUGAUGGAAACCAGAGUCUUUAUUGUUCACAUGACAACUGACCUAUCAUCUAGAAUAUUUGCCAAGGCAAAGGAGCUUGGAAUGAUGAGUGAAGGUUAUGUCUGGAUCAGCACUACUGAGACACUUAAUAGUCUUAAGACUCUGAGCUCUUCGGUCAUCCAUUCCAUGCAAGGUGUAUUGGGAGUACAAAGUUACAUUCCAAGAACAAUAAAGCUUGAAGAACUCGAGCUAAGGUGGAAAUUACUAUUCCAACGAGACAAUCCUACCGUCAUUGAUGCUCAGUUAGAUGUUUUUGCACUCUGGCUAUAUGAUGCUGCUCAAGCACUCGCAAUGGCAGUCGAAAAGGUGGGGAGUCCAACUACUAUAGGCUUCCGGAGGUCGAAUGCUUCGUUACAUUCGACAGAGCUCGAAACUUUGGGGGUCUCUGAAUAUGGUCCAAAACUAUGUAAAGCGCUAUCAAUGACUGGAUUUGAAGGCAUUUUUGGAAAUUUCAGCCUUGUUGACAGACAACUUCAGUCAUCUACUUUCGAGUUGGUUAAUGUAAACGGGGGUGGAGCCACAACAAUUGGAUUCUGGACUACGCAAGAUGGGAUAGUGAGAAAGUUGGGGUCAUUACCAAAUCCAAGUUCCAAGUGGAAUCUAGGACCUAUCAUAUGGACGGGCGAGUCUCUAUCUGUCCCCAAGGGAUGGGAGCUCCCUACGAACGGGAAGAAGAUGCGCAUAGGUGUUCCAGUCAAGGUUGAUUUUACCGAGCUGGUUAAGGUUAGUAUUGAUCCAAAAACUGGCACUACGGAGGUCACAGGUUUCAUUAUUGACAUUUUUAAGGCAGUAGUAGAAGGACUACCUUAUGCUCUCCCAUAUGAGCUCAUUCCCUUUGCAAAACCUGAUGGCACCAGCGCUGGCACUGAAACUGAAUUGUGCUAUCAAGUUUAUAUGGGGAAUUACGAUGCUGUUGUGGGAGAUAUAAUUAUUAAUGCAAUGACGUCACGGUACGCUGACUUUUCAAUGCCGUUCGCAGAUGCCAAUUUGGGCAUGGUUCUGCCCGCCAUAGACAUGAAGAGGAAAAGUGCAGCGUGGACUUUCCUCAAGCCCUGGAGAUGGGAUCUUUGGCUUGGAACAUCUUGUUUCUGCCUCUUUAUAGGUUUUGUGGUUUGGCUUCUUCAACCUCCGCCUGAUCAACCUCCGCCUGAUCAACCUCCCCCUGAUCAACCUCCUCCUGAUCAACCUCCGCCUGAUCAACCUCCAGAUCCAAAUAAUGACCAUCAUGUCUUAUAUCAAAUUGGCACCUUUGUCUUGCUCUGCUUCCCAAUCGUAUAUUUGACUAACCCGGGGAGAGUACGUGGCAACUUGUCUAAGUUUGUAUUGAUCAUGUGGAUAGUUCUUCUGGGAAUAUUGACACCAAGUUAUUUAGCCGAUUUAGGAACAGAAUAUACAAAGCUAAAUGUCAAGCCUGUGGUUACUGAUAUCAAUCAUCUAUUGAAGAAGGGUGAAAACGUUGGCUACAUAGCAGGUGCUUAUACUUUGGACCUCUUAAGAAGGGCAGGCUUUGACCGCUCCAAGCUGAAGGGUUUUGAAACCAUGGAAGAAAUUGACCAAGCUCUUUCAAAGGGAAGUGCAAAAGGUGGGAUCGGUGCUUUUGUUGGCGGCAACUCCCACAUGAACCUUUUUGUUCAAAAAUAUUGCGGCAAAUAUAUCAUCGUUGCUAACGUCAUAAAAACGCUGGGCUACGGAUUGGUAAGAUCUCUAAUUCCCUUCUAUGUAUAUGCAUGUCUAUCUAUGUUUUGGAUAAAUACUGGUUGA
Molecule: messenger RNA, 2301 nt
Organism: Fragaria vesca subsp. vesca
Lineage: Eukaryota; Viridiplantae; Streptophyta; Magnoliopsida; Rosales; Rosaceae
Product: glutamate receptor 2.2-like
Exons: 4
Coding region: 1-2301 (766 amino acids)
Cellular component (GO): membrane
Molecular function (GO): ligand-gated monoatomic ion channel activity
Source: RefSeq, a predicted model, not a curated record